CUUCUUCAAACGUCUUAACAACAAACCUUGUCUCCUCUGCUUUUUUUUCUCUCCUGUAUCUCCCAUUCCCUUCAUCCCAAUUCUCAAAAUCGCUCAAUUUCUUCUCUCAAACCCUAAUUCCCCUUUUUAGUUGCAUUCACAAGUUCUCAGCAUCAGAAACUUUAUAAUUUCUGAGCUACUCUGUCUCUGAAAUUCAUCGUUUUUUCAUUGAUUGAACCGUUUUUCCUGUGUCAAUGGCGAAAGGUACUGAUUCUGAGAAAUACGUGGUGCUGUCUAAGGUACGUGCGGGUCUGAAGAGAGAGUUUUCCUUUGCUAUCAAGGCUCACUCUGAGGUAUGUGGUGGUUCACUCAGUCGAACCCGGUCUAAUAUGAACCGGAAUGUGGUUCAGGUUUCUGAACCUUCUCAAAACAAGAGGUUCAGAAAUUCCGGUCCAGUGGAGAAGGAUGAUAUUCUGAGUGAAGGAAAUGAUGGUUUUGUUGCUGGUGAAAUUGAAAUUGGUGAUGAUGCUAAGAAGGAAAUUGUGUCUGAUAAUGUAAGAAGUGUGAUUACACCAAUUCAAGUGAAAAAGUGGAAGGCGAAAUUUUCGAGCUCUAAGAAGUUCCCUUCGAAGCUGAAGGAUCUUUUAGAUUCGAGGAUUCUCGAUGGAUUACACGUGAAAUAUGUCCGCGGAGUCAGGGUGCGAAAGCUUGAUGAUGCAGAGUUUUGGGGAGUGAUUAAAGGCGAUGGGAUUGUAUGCUAUUGUGAAAUUUGUGAUGGGGUCAAGACUGUGAGCCCUGCCACAUUUGAGCUUCAUGCUGGUAGUUCAAACAAACGCCCCCCAGAGUAUAUUUUCCUUGAGAAUGGGAAUUCUAUCCGUGUUGUCAUGAAUACAUUUUUGAAUAAUCCUUUAGAAAAUCUGGAGGAAGCUGUCCAUGAGGUCCUUGGAGACUUUACUAUGAAGAAAUCUAAAUUCUGUUUGAACUGUAGAGAUGUUAAUGUUGUGUCAAGACUGUUCUGCAAUUUUUGUGUGGGAUCGGAGGACUGUCAACCUAGUCCCACUCAUACAACUGAGACUAGCAAUAGUUGUGUUUCACUAGAAGUUAAACCCAGAUCCCCAAAACCAGUUGUGCUUCCAAAGUCAUUGCCCCAGGGGCCCAAGGAACCCAAGGGAAUGAAGUUCAACACAUCUCGUGAUAAGAAUCAGGGAAGAUUAACUAAGAAGGAUCUACGCUUUCAUAAGUUGAUCAUUCAAGAUGUGUUGAAAGAAGGAACUGAAGUAGCAUACAUUGCUUAUGGAGAGCAGAAAUUGCUGGACGGAUACGUAAAGAGAUCUGGAAUAUUUUGUUUCUGUUGUGAGGCUGUGGUCAGUCCUUCUCAGUUUGAAGCACAUGCUGGUUGGGGAUCACGACGGAAGCCAUACGUGAGCAUAUUCACCAAAGAUGGAGUCUCACUACAUACGUUGGCCAUCUCUCUGUUGAAACAACAGGGAAUCUCUACGACUUAUAAUGAUGACCUCUGCAGUAUUUGUAAACAAGGAGGGAAUCUGUUAUGUUGUGAUGGAUGCCCAAGAACUUUUCACACAGAAUGUGUUCCUCUUCUUUGCAUACCGAGUAGUUUCUGGUACUGUAGAUAUUGUCAAAAUAUAAUGCGGAAGGGGAGAUAUGUUGAGCAUAAUGCAAAUGCUCUGGCAGCUGGAAGGAUUGCAGGGGUUGAUUUGGAACAGAUAACCCAGAGAUUCAUCCGUAUUGUAAAAGCUACAGAAGAUGACGAAAGUGGAUGUGCACUAUGCAGAGAGAAAGAUUUCACCAGAGAGUUUGGUCCUCGGACAGUAAUUAUUUGCGACCAGUGUGAGAAGGAAUAUCACAUAGGGUGUUUGAAGGAUCAUAACAUGCAGAACAUAGAGAAAUUACCUGAAGGGAAUUGGUACUGCUGCUCAGAUUGUGAUCAAAUUCAUACUGCUCUGCAAAAUUUAGUGGCUUGUGGGGAGGAGCAUCUUUCAGAUUCCCUCCUAAGUUUGAUUAAAAAGAAGCAUGAAAAAAAAGGUUUAGAAACUGAAUCGGGGCUUGAUAUAAAAUGGAGGGUUCUGAAUUGGAAGAUGAUUGCUUCUGAAGAGAUUAGGCCAUUGCUUUCACAGGCUGUUGCUAUUUUUCACGAGCAAUUUGAUCCCAUAGUUGAUUCUGAUACAGGCAAUGAUUUCAUUCCGACGAUGAUUUUUGGGAGGACAAUCAAGGAUCAAGAUUUUGCCGGAAUGUACUGUGCAGUGCUCACUGUCAACCAAGUGGUUGUAUGUGCGGGGAUAUUCCGUGUGUUUGGGCAAGAAGUAGCAGAGCUUCCCUUAGUGGCAACUAAUACCAAUUGCCAAGGACAGGGUUACUUCCAGUCCCUACUUUCUUGCAUUGAGAGGGUGCUUGGAUCAUUAAAAGUGAGACGAUUAGUCCUACCAGCUGCUCAUCAAGCUGAAUCAAUAUGGACCGGUAAAUUCGGGUUUACUAAGGUAGACAGAGAUGAGAUAGAUAAUUAUAUGAGAUGUUACCGAAUGAUGGUAUUCCAAGGGACCUCGUUAUUACAGAAGCCGGUUCCUGCCCUCUAAAGAACUUUUCUAGGAGCAUGUGUAAAUUUUCGGUCGACCUCUCAUUCAUACAUCUGUUUCUGGGAUGUUUUGCUGGGCGCUGAGCUGAAGAACACCCAUUUAAAGAAUAUAUAGGAUCUAUAUUUGGACGGUGUACAGAAAGCAAUUACUCAUGCUGUAGCCAUCAUAUUUAUUUUUAGUACAUGAAUGAAAGAAGGGGUGAUUAGAUUUGAAAAUAGAGGAUAUACUAGGACAUGCGAUUUCCAGAAACUUGCAAAAUAUGGUGCUAUAUUCAUUUACUUGUUAUAAAGCAACCCAUUUCAAUUUGGAACCCUUAUUUAUUGUUGUUUUCAAUAGAGUAUCUGUUUUUGUCAA
Molecule: messenger RNA, 2924 nt
Organism: Cicer arietinum (chickpea)
Lineage: Eukaryota; Viridiplantae; Streptophyta; Magnoliopsida; Fabales; Fabaceae
Biological process (GO): positive regulation of transcription by RNA polymerase II
Cellular component (GO): nucleus
Molecular function (GO): histone binding; acyltransferase activity, transferring groups other than amino-acyl groups; chromatin binding
Source: RefSeq, a predicted model, not a curated record